GUACAUGCAUAUUCAUGUCUUUCCAUUUUAUUGCAGGGCUGCAAGCUCAGACUGUCUUAGUCAAUGACACAGUCUCGGGGUUUAUCGGGACAGACGUGGUCCUGCACUGCAGCUUCACGAAUCCGCUCCCCAAUGUGAAGAUCACGCAGGUCACAUGGCAGAAAGCCACGAACGGUUCCAAGCAGAAUGUGGCCAUCUACAACCCUGCCAUGGGGGUGUCCAUCCUCCCUCCCUACAAAGACCGGGUGACUUUCCGGAACCCUUCCUUCAAAGAUGGCACCAUUCAGCUCUCUCGGCUAGAGCUGGAAGAUGAGGGAGUUUACAUCUGUGAGUUUGCUACCUUCCCAACUGGCAACCGGGAGAGUCAACUGAACCUUACUGUGCUGGCCAAGCCCACAAAUCGGAUGGAGGGCACCAGGCGGCCACUUAUCGCUAAGUCUGGCAGGACAGAAAAGGUAUUGGUAGCUACUUGCACCUCUUCUAAUGGGAAGCCUCCCAGCACUGUCACAUGGGACACCAAGCUUAAAGGGGAAGCAGAGUUUCAGGAGAUCCGAAAUAGCAACGGCACCAUCACAGUGAUCAGCCGGUACCGGCGGCGGCAGCAGCUGAUGUGCGUGGUCAAUUACCAGCUGGACCGCUUCACCGACAGCAUGAUCCUCAACGUGCAGUAUGAGCCAGAAGUCACUAUUGAGGGCUUUGAUGGCAACUGGUUUCUCAACCGGAAGGAUGUAAAGCUGAUGUGCAAAUCUGAUGCCAACCCCCCAGCUCACACCUAUGAAUGGAAGCUGCCAAACGGGACUCUGCCAGGGAGCGUGGAAAUCCAGAACAACACCAUCUACUUUAAAGGGCCCAUCUCCUACAGUGUGGCUGGCACCUACAUCUGUGAGGCCUCCAAUGCCAUUGGUACACGGUCGGGCUUGGUGGAAGUCAAUGUCACAG
Messenger RNA from Phaethon lepturus (White-tailed tropicbird), 939 nucleotides. Its product is annotated as nectin-1-like. Gene Ontology annotation, biological process: protein localization to cell junction; heterophilic cell-cell adhesion; homophilic cell-cell adhesion. Lineage: Eukaryota; Metazoa; Chordata; Aves; Phaethontiformes; Phaethontidae. The record is from RefSeq and is a predicted model, not a curated record. Gene Ontology annotation, cellular component: adherens junction.